This is a messenger RNA of Gadus chalcogrammus (walleye pollock), 4834 nucleotides long. RefSeq names its product solute carrier family 25 member 35 (gene slc25a35). NCBI's taxonomy places the organism in Eukaryota, Metazoa, Chordata, Actinopteri, Gadiformes, Gadidae. The coding region runs from base 80 to 1018 and encodes 312 amino acids. The record is from RefSeq and is a predicted model, not a curated record. The transcript has 5 exons.
AAAGGGAGGUCACAACCCGGUCACACAACUUGUCCACCUCGUCAAGGUUCCGUCCACCAAGAAAAGUGAGAAGUGGACGAUGGAUUUCCUCCUCAGCGGCGGUGCAGCCUGCGGUGCGUGUGUGUUCACCAAUCCGCUUGAGGUGGUGAAAACACGCAUGCAACUACAAGGUGAACUCAGAAGCCGGGGGUCGUACCAAGUGCAUUAUCGGAACGUAUUUCAUGCCUUUUACACGAUCGGCAAAGUGGAAGGACUCGCCGGGCUGCAGAGGGGACUCGCACCGGGACUCGUGUAUCAGUUCGUGAUGAAUGGUAUCAGACUGGGCUCCUACUCCCUCAUUGAGUCCAGCGGGUAUAUAUACACGGAUGGGAGGGUCAGCACAUUUAAGACCACGUUAGCAGGAGCAGCAGCCGGUGUGGCAGGAGGUGUCACGGGAAGCCCUUUAUACUUGGUGAAGACCCAUCUUCAGUCCCAGGCGACCUCCUCCAUCGCGGUUGGUCAUCAGUACCAGCACCGGGGCAUGGUACACGCCAUCGCAGCCAUCUGCAGGGAGCACGGCUUCAUGGGGCUGUGGAGGGGGUCCUUCGCCGCGGUUCCGAGGACCAGCGUGGGCUCCGCUGCCCAGCUCUCCUCCUUCUCUGCCAUCAAGGAGCUGGUGGUCGAUCUCAAGGUAUUCUCCAAAGACAGUUUGAUGGUGUCGCUGAGUGCCGGUAUGGUGGCCAGCGUGGUGGUGGUGUUAGCCAUGACGCCCUUCGACGUGGUGAGCACACGCCUUUACAACCAGCCGGUGGACCACUUAGGCAAGGGCCAGCUCUACCGAGGAUACGUGGACUGCUUCUCAAAGACAAUGAGGAAGGAGGGCUUGACCGGACUCUACAAAGGCCUGGGGGCGUCCUAUUUCAGGCUUGGACCACAUACUGUCCUCAGUCUGUUCUUCUGGGAGGAACUCCGCAAACUCUACCAGAAUCACUCAUCGCCAGGGAGGGGGCAAGCCAGGGAGAUUGAUACUAGUAGAUAGAUAAAGUGACUGGAAAGCCUGCGUUGUUCAUGGGAGGAUCAAUCAUGAUGAAUGUCUCAAGGAAAGAUGUUAUGGAAGCCUUGAGCCAAGCCCAAUGUUGUUUUAGGUUGGCAUGAAACGAAUGCUUGGACAAGAAAUGCCUUAUCUAACCCUACCCUAAAAACAAUGAUUGGCAUAAGGCUUUGCUGGGUGAGGUCAGUUACCAACAGUUCCUGGUUGCUGAAAACUGCCACCUUCCAACUUCCUCUCUCUUUUGUCUCUUUUUCCAUGCCCUUUUCUCAUCUCGAAGGAACUGAGAAUAUUCCGUACCUUAACGCGCAAGGAGGUUUUAUUUCCAAGUAUGUAGUCCACUAAUACUCUAGUAACAACUCAGUCAAUUUUUUGUUUCAUACUCGUAGAGACAAUAGGCAAUUAAGCUUUGCUGGAGAACAAGUGCCUGGUAAUAGCAGAAUUGUGAACAAUCUGCAGUUUUCUGAUCUCCUGUCCUCACUUUACCGCACUUUCGUAAUAUAACGUUUUUCGGUAUCCCCUUUCUGCUAUCAUAGCAGAACAGUACUAGGUUUAAAAACUAUGGGCUCACUUUCAAAAUGCCCCUUGAAGCUACUUUGGAUAAAGAGUGCUAAAUUAUUUAAAAAUAUAUUUUUAUCUUUCUUACUUCAUAUUUGUAUUUGAACUUUUUAAUGUCUUCAACUUCAAGAUUUUAUUUUGUUUUAUGGAGAUUCUGUUACAUUCAAGGUUAACGGCGGCUCCAGACGGCGCCGGCGAAUCCGGUGCCUGAAACCGCACAUUUCUGAAGCCACCCUCGGAGGUGGUUUCAAAUCUAUCCGGACCUAUGCGGUUUCGUGUUAGGAUUCGUGUGUAAGUCGGCGCUGAACAUUCAGCAAAAAAGAAAAAGUUACACACCUUAUGUAGCCGUUAGCACACCAGGAUCUCGUGAUUACGAGAAAGGUCUCGUAAUUACGAGAUAGGCCUAUUGAUGUCUAAAUUAAAGGAGCAUUUCACCGGCGGAGGCAUGGAAUAUGUAUCGAAAUUGGGUCCUAUAUGUAGUCGAAUAAUAAAUUAAAAUUCUAAUUUGGUGCCGUCUUGACCGAGAAAAGGCAGAAUGUGACUUUUUGGCGCUUGUGGAUUGAAGACAACUCCCACCAUGCACCACGAUGCACAGCUUCGCUGGCCACUCCCGCUGAUCGAGACCUCCGCCCAUCGGAUCCCCCCUCGCUGUUCCUUAGCUUUAGACGCUGUGGAUGUUCAGUUUCUACUGGAUGAAGUCCCACCCACUGGCACUGCUCUAAUAGGUCUGUAGAGUCAGUGGGUCCCACCGUAUUCAUACGAGAAUCCUCCCCUCUUACACUUCCUAUUUACUUCUACGCAAAAAUCAUCAUAUUGUGUCAUCUUAAACAGGAAGUGUUGGAGAUCGAUACGAAUCUCCAGUCUCUCCAGAAAAUAAGGGAAUGAUGCACGACCAUUCAAAAAUAUGAGUGGGUUUCUAACGAUACAGAGCUUAAUGGAAAUGGGUGAAGUUUCCCUUUAAUUAAGAGAUCCUGGUGUGCUAACAGCUACAUAAGGUGUGAAACAUUUUUUUAUUUAGUGAAAGCUCAGCGCCACCGUAGAUCUGAGCUCAAAAGAGAGAACUAGUUCUUUUAAUUUCUUCCUUGGUCAGAUAUGUUGAAACAUCUGUUACUCCCUUCUUGGGGUCAAAGGUCACCAUGGGAGAGGCAACAAUUGAUGCAGCUACUCAUCCACCAAACCGACUACCAUGCAGUCAGUAAAGAAUGUCAGGUUUAUUUUUGUGCAAGCACUUAAGAUCAAUUGGUGUAAUAUUUUAUUUUCUAUGACAAAUUAAGGUAUUGUUGAAUUAGAUUUUUCUAAUAAGCAAUACUUAAGAAAAAAAACUGUACAUUACAUGUAAAAUAAUAUCAAUAUUUAAAUAUUUUAUAAUUUUCCACAUGCCAAUGAAUACUCCAUCUGUAACACUCAUUUCUCAGAUUUUUUUUAAAUGUGAAGAUCAUUAUAACAUACUUUUGGUAUUUUGUACACAUGCCUUGUGUGGGGGAUUCAACAAUGUUUUGAUUAGUAGUGCCAUUUGGGCCCUCUGGAUGACCCUAUGUGGUAGCAGAAGUAUCAGAGUAAGACACCUAGCCCUCUACCUGUUUAUGAAUUGCAUGUAUCUGAAGGGAAUUCUACUUUACACAACUUUGUAUUUGUUAACUGUUUUAGCAGGCAUUGAGGUAUUUCAUGUAUGUGACACAUUUACAUUUAGAAUACACACAUAAUUAAUAAACAAACAAAUUACUAAAUAUCUUGGCUGGGUAACGGGGACAAUUCUUAAGAUGUUAAGCAUUUGUUUCAUGUGUAGCAUUUGUUUUUGUGUGUUCCUCUCAUAACACCAGUAGAUCCCCAGGAGGCUUUUGUAGACAGUUAAUGCUAUUUCUUUGGCCAAUUUCUGGGCAUGUCUCCAUCUCCAUGUCUAACUCUUCUGGAAAAUCAUGUCAGAAUGAUAAAUAGUAUUCAUAAAAUAGGCUUAAAUAUGUCAUUUAGAAUCAUUGUUUAAUGGCAAAGUGGCAUAGAGCUUUUGGUGGGCGGCUUUUUCCUGAGCAAAUCACAGAUAUGAUUAGUCUCAAAUCAAUAGGUUAGGAAGUCACAGAUAUGAUUAGUUUCAAAUCAAUAGGUUAGGAAAUCACAUGAUUCGUUUCAAAUCAAUUGGUUGCAGAAUGAUAACUUCUCUAUGUUUAUGUAUUUUAAUUGUUAUUGUUUUUUUUAUUAAUUUGCAGACCAUUCAACAACAGAGUCUGUGGUAUACACGCUAUAUGUCGCCCGCAUGCCCUUAGUAUGUAGGCCUUUACGCGAUCUGAAUGAGCUAUAAGUUGGGCCUAUCCCAUAAGCUAUCAAGCAAACCUUCAGAAUGAUUCAACUGCGGCUAUGUGUUCAGAAGAGAACACUAUUAUUUUUUUCCUCCUCAGUCAGAUAUGUCAGAGACAUCUGUGUUAUACCGUUUCUUGUCAAAGAUCACCAUGGGAGUGUUGAAAAGAGGAAACAAGUUAUUCAGCUAAUUUCCUACAGAACCAACUACUAUGCAGUCAGAACACAAGAUGAACAGAGUUUUUUUUGUGCGUAAGCAAUUAAGACCAAUGAUUUAAAUGUUUUUUUAUAUUUUUAUACUUAUAGCAAUGAAGGUAUUGUUUAAUUUGAUUUUUCCGAUAUACAAUACUGAAAACACAACCUGUACAUAACAUGUCAAAUAGUAUUUAAAUAAUACCAGACCAUACAUUGAAUUUCCCACAUGCCAAUGAAUACUCCAUAUGUAACAAUAGCUUCUCCUCUGUGAAGAUAAUUUUAACCUAAGCAAUACAUCUAUAAUAUAAUAUAUGUAAAACAUCCACAUUCAAAUAUAAUUGAUUCAAAGGUAGUGGUAUUACUGGUUGAAAGUGGAAAGAGAUAAAUUACUAUAUCAAAUAUCUAGUUCAAACAUGUUGGAGUGACAUAGCUGCAAGUACAUCCUCUGUGUAAUCAAAGGCCUGCUAAAACUUAAACCAAAUGGACAUAUUACAUCUCAUUCCUAAACUAACCUCAUUACUACUAACACGGUACACUUAUUCGUACAAACAGCACUGCUGACCGUCAGAAACCCCUAGAGCACAACAUCAGAGGCUAAACCCAACAUCUGAAUACUCCCAACAACACUGUCUUGGUCUUCCACCGAGGCUGGGUGUUCUCCUUUCAACACAAAUGCAACGAUAUAGGACCACAAACGAUGCACCUCGUUGCCAAUAGCUUACAACCUCAAUCGGGGUCUUUUGCGCACACAAAACCAGUAUGAAG